This is a messenger RNA of Punctularia strigosozonata HHB-11173 SS5, 1112 nucleotides long. RefSeq lists its product as uncharacterized. NCBI's taxonomy places the organism in Eukaryota, Fungi, Basidiomycota, Agaricomycetes, Corticiales, Punctulariaceae. The transcript is spliced from 11 exons. The record is from RefSeq and is a predicted model, not a curated record. Bases 319 to 1053 code for a protein of 244 amino acids.
CCACAAGUUGAGAUUUCUUCCACAAGAACAGAAGAACCGGUGGUGAAGCCCGAAGAACAACGAGGAAACCUGUCGGAGCCGCCCCAGCCCGAACCCCAAGUUUUGCUACUAGAUCCUCCCGUGAAGAUCGAGUACCAGGACCCGGAAAAUCAUGUCGCGAACAGUCCUAGUAAAACUGACGUGUUUGCAAGUGAGGUAACGGCGUCGGCAUUCCGGCCGUAUGAACCUCCCUCUCACCAUCCUGCGCACGCGCAUUAUCCUGACCAUGUGCAGGGGCGGCCAGAUCCUGUGAAACUAGAACCGCCGGAACAUCAAGAGAUGUCCUCCAGUCGCGCCGCAUCGUCGUCGAAAUAUGAUCCUUACGAAGAAGAGGAAGCUGCUCAGCUCGCCCUUCGGUUGCCCGUGACAAACAUCAAGCAGGAAGACGGGAUAAUUUCCGCUGUCCCAUCUUGCGCUGUUCCUGUGAAGCAGGAAGAUGUGUAUACGCCGUCAUCAGCACUCGUCGAUUAUCUCCGUACUCGUGGAUCUGCUGUCUUCAAUCUUCCACACGAAGGCUCAGGGCACGAUCGUGAUAUCAGCCGUGCGUAUGCGGCGACGAAUCACGCAAAGCAAGAGCAGUGGGAUGAUAGUGCUGCUCUUCAUCCGCCUGAUCUCAACUCAACACGAAAAGCACCUUCGACAUCGGUGAAGCUAGAACCUCCAGAACCUUCGAUACCGUCAUCUAUGAGCACUCGUGAUCCACGACGGCCAUCGCCACCUUCGACGGCCGUCAAACUCGAACCUCCACAACGUUCAAUACCGUUGUCUAUGAGUACCCGCGAUCCACGGCGGCGUCCGCCCUCGCUUGUACGAGUUAAAACAGAAGAGCAAGAGCUUGGCGAGGGCAACCUCGGUUCGUCAGGUAGGAAGGAUUCGAUGCAACGAGCCCCCGGCAACGUGGAAUAUGAUCGCAAACACGCUACAUCCCUUGCAACACUAUACGGCUCGCAUAAGAGACUUAAAGAGGAGGAUGUGAACAGGGACACGAAACGUAUCAAGAAGGAACAAGAAUGAUCUUACAUACAUGACAUGCAUUUUUAGCUUGUAAUUGUAUGGUAGUAAUACGCUUCGAC